This is a messenger RNA of Pistacia vera, 1678 nucleotides long. Its product is annotated as dihydroorotase, mitochondrial-like. Gene Ontology annotation, biological process: pyrimidine nucleotide biosynthetic process; 'de novo' pyrimidine nucleobase biosynthetic process. Gene Ontology annotation, molecular function: dihydroorotase activity. Gene Ontology annotation, cellular component: cytoplasm; chloroplast. The coding region runs from base 594 to 1634 and encodes 346 amino acids. Lineage: Eukaryota; Viridiplantae; Streptophyta; Magnoliopsida; Sapindales; Anacardiaceae. The record is from RefSeq and is a predicted model, not a curated record. The transcript is spliced from 8 exons.
AAAUAACAGGACAAUAAUGGGAAUGAAGUGGGGUUUGUUAAAAAAAUUGAAUCUAUUCUGAAUUUUUAAUGGUUUAUUUAGAAUUGGAGAUUGUUACUAGAUAUAUGAUGGGUGAAUGUUUUAAAAUCUAAACUAUUUCUGAAAUGAUAUGGGUUCUUUUUAUUGUUGAAAUAAAUUUCUAAAUUUAUACCAAGUUGAAAUUCGAUGUUAUGGUUAGCUUCCAUACGGGAUUGAAUUUUCGUGUAAAUAUCUUAUAGCUAAAGAUCGUUACAAAUUGAAUUUUAAACUUAGGUCCACGAAUUGAAUUUGGGAGAUUUCUGAAUACAUAAUCCAAUUACAAAUUCGGGUUCGAAAAUCGUUUCCCCAUAUUUUUGGAUUAUAAAAAAUUGGAGUUCAAAGUCAAUGCAUAACCAUAAUUACUUGAGCUACUCUGUCAAGUAAUGAUGUUGCUAUUUCUUGGUGCCAAAACUUGAGCAUGAAACCGUGUGCAACCUGUUUGUAGAAAUGUCCACAAGACUUAUCCCUCAAGUUAACUGUUUAUAAGGUGUGAAGGGCAUUAAAGUUACUUGUUGCAAAGGUUGCUUGGGUUGAGAAUGGAGCUACCUAUAACUCAACCUGAUGAUUGGCAUCUUCACCUUCGAGAUGGUGACCUUCUUAAAGCUGUUGUUCCACACAGUGCAAGUCAUUUUGGAAGAGCGAUUGUGAUGCCGAAUUUGAAACCUCCCAUCACUACAACAGAUGCUGCUGUGGCUUAUCGUGAAUCCAUCUUGAAAGCUCUGCCAGCCGAUAGCAAGUUCACUCCACUAAUGACACUUUAUUUGACUGAUACCACUAGUCGUGAUGAGAUCAAGCUUGCUAGAAAAAGUGGGAUUAUAUUUGCUGUGAAGUUGUACCCUGCAGGUGCUACAACAAAUUCUCAAGAUGGUGUUACCGAUCUAUUUGGCAAAUGCCUACCAGUGCUUGAGGAGAUGGCCGAGCAGAAUAUGCCUUUGCUGGUUCAUGGGGAGGUUACAGAUCCUAAUGUUGACAUAUUUGAUCGUGAGAAAGUCUUCAUUGACACUGUUUUACAACCUUUGAUCCAAAGGCUUCCAAGAUUAAAGAUUGUGAUGGAGCACAUAACUACUUUGGAUGCGGUUAAGUUUGUUGAAUCUUGCAAAGAAGGAUUUGUGGCAGCCACUGUUACUCCACAGCAUCUUGUUCUGAACAGAAAUGCUAUCUUCCAAGGAGGAUUGCAGCCACAUAAUUACUGCCUUCCAGUACUCAAAAGAGAGACUCACAGGCAGGCUAUUGUUUCAGCUGUGACUAGUGGAAGUAAAAGAUUUUUCCUUGGAACUGAUAGUGCUCCUCAUGAGAGAAGAAAAAAAGAAUGUCCUUGUGGAUGUGCUGGUGUUUACAAUGCUCCCGUUGCACUGUCACUAUAUGCCAAGGUCUUUGAAGAGAUGGGUGCACUCGACAAGUUAGAGGCAUUUACAAGUUUCAAUGGGGCAGACUUCUAUGACCUUCCUCGGAACACAUCAAAGAUAAAAUUGAGCAAAACUUCAUGGCAGGUACCUGAGGCUUUCUCAUUUUCAUUUGGCAAUAUCAUUCCAAUGUUUGCUGGCAAAAUCCUUGAAUGGCAGCCAGCUUUAAUUUAAUUUUCACAUCACAUAUUGCAAUAAUACAUGAUGAUUUUUUUUUU